This is a messenger RNA of Cucumis sativus (cucumber), 1227 nucleotides long. Its product is annotated as nudix hydrolase 11. The coding region runs from base 123 to 848 and encodes 241 amino acids. Lineage: Eukaryota; Viridiplantae; Streptophyta; Magnoliopsida; Cucurbitales; Cucurbitaceae. The transcript has 4 exons. Gene Ontology annotation, molecular function: acetyl-CoA hydrolase activity; coenzyme A diphosphatase activity. Gene Ontology annotation, biological process: coenzyme A catabolic process. The record is from RefSeq and is a predicted model, not a curated record.
UUACGUGACAUCAAUCUUCAUUGCUUAUAAAAUUGUAAUAUAGUAUUUCCUACCAAAUACAUCUCAAAGAUGAAGAAAUAGCAAGACACAAAGAAGCAGCCCCUCAUCCUCCUCCAGGCUCCAUGUCCAUGGCCUCCAAACCCUCUGGAGAACACAUUCUCCACAGAUUGAAGGCUUUAGCAGAACAUUUCCGCACAAGCAAUUCUUCUCAAUCUCUGCCCUCGCUGCCACCAACUCCGGCAGCAGCUCAACUCACCAACCGUGCUGCUGUUCUCAUCUGCCUCUUCCUAACCGACAUUGGCGAGCUCCGCGUCAUUCUCACAAAGCGAGCCUCUACGCUUUCUUCCCACUCUGGGGACGUUGCACUCCCCGGCGGAAAAAGGGAUGUGAGUGACGCCGAUGAUGUUGCGACGGCAUUGAGGGAGGCAGAAGAGGAAAUUGGAUUAACCCCUUCUCUUGUUAACAUCAUCACUGUUCUUCAACCAUUUGUUAAUAAGAAGGGUAUGACUGUAGUUCCUGUCCUUGGCCUAUUAUCUAGCAAGGAAGCAUUCAAUCCAACUCCAAAUGCUGCUGAAGUAGAUGCAGUAUUUGAUGUUCCCUUGGAAAUGUUCCUUAAGGAUGAGAAAAGAAGAGCAGAGGAGAAGGAAUGGAUGGGAUAUAAUUAUCUACUACACUUUUUUGACUACGAAUGUGAGAACGAAAAGUAUGUGAUCUGGGCUCUGACUGCUGGUAUCUUGAUCAAGGCAGCUUCCUUAGUGUUCGAGCGGCCACCUGCCUUUCUGGAGCGGCCACCCAGAUUCUGGAGUGCUUCUGCUAAUAGCAGCAAAACUUCAUAUGCGCAGCAGUGAAGGUAUUUUUUGUAUGCCUGUUGUCAUUUUGUAGGGAGGAGAAAAAUAUUAUGCUAAGAUUGAGCAACUAUUAAUGCAUCUUGAGCCAUAAAACUGUAAUUCUUCACUUUUAGCUGUAGCUAAUUACAGCAUUUAGCUAGCAGGUCAAUUUCUGUGUUAAAAAAUGGUGUUCCAUAUUGUUCGAUUGCUUAAUGCUUACAUUGUAAUUCGAUAAGGUUAUGUAUAGGAUUUAGUUGCUGAAAUCCUAUACAUAACUAUAAAUCCUAUACAGCAUUUACGAACAGGGUUUCUCUAUUAGUUAGUGUUGGCUCUUUCUCGAGACAGCACUGCAGAAACUUAUUUCUUCUAAGCUAUGCAUCCAGAGUAUGAUGUACUUCCA